Cyclopterus lumpus (lumpfish) is the source of this 3326-nucleotide messenger RNA. RefSeq names its product sentrin-specific protease 1. The coding region runs from base 501 to 2660 and encodes 719 amino acids. Gene Ontology annotation, biological process: protein desumoylation. Gene Ontology annotation, molecular function: deSUMOylase activity. NCBI's taxonomy places the organism in Eukaryota, Metazoa, Chordata, Actinopteri, Perciformes, Cyclopteridae. Gene Ontology annotation, cellular component: nucleus. The transcript is spliced from 18 exons. The record is from RefSeq and is a predicted model, not a curated record.
AAUCACAGCGUGCGAUGCUCGAGGGUUGUAUUCAGCCAUGUUGUGGUUUUGAAUGAGGAAGAAGCGGGAGAUAAUAUUCUUCAACGAGUUUAUAUGCGUUUUAAAGUCACGUUUGGGACAUAUAAAUAAGUUGGGGUGGGACUGAAAAUGAUAACCGUUUUUCCGAACGCGUUGGUUGCGACUUGUCGCAUUCCUGCUGGAAUUUAAACAUACUUCCAUAAAUUAGCCGCGUCGUAGCAACGUUAGCUAGCGAGCUAGUUAGCAUAGUGUGCUAGCUAGGCAAUUAAGUAACUAAGUCUCAACUGACUAGCUAGGGGAGCUCGAUUCGUGUGAAUUUGUAAAAUGAUAACGGUGAGGAGCAUUAGCUUUUGAAAGAGCCUCAGCUAACCCGCCUCAGUCGAAUGAAGCGCGUUGGCUCCGUUAGGUUUGACAGGUAGACUUAAAGUAGCUACAGCGAUUUAUCUUCAAACCAGCGGCAUAAUUUAUAAAACCUUUGAGCCAUGUUGAACAAAAUCUACGAAUGGGUAGAAACGAGCUUUGCCAAUCUUCGCAAUGGUGAGCCAGCUGUGGGGGACUCUGAACAUCGGACCCCGGGCGAUGGUCCGUUAAGGAGGAAAAGACCAAUUGAAUGUUUGGAAGAUGGACAACAGAUCAACCAAGAUGGCAUAAUCAGAAAGAAAUCUCGAAUGGGAGAUCUUAUUGACACAGUCAAGGUUGCAGCUGAAGGGGUUAAGAGUCACAGCUCCAGUGUGGCUACAUGGAUGAGAAACAAUGUGAGCCCGACCUUGAGCAAUAUACUGCCUGCCUCUACCAGUCCUCCACCUGGAGAGCCACAGCCCUCAACAUCAGCAGUAGUCUGGGCUGGGAUGCCGAUUGUUGAAAGGAACUGUCUGGAUAAGAUGUUCGCUGCUCCCUCGACAACAUUAGAGUGGAAAACAUCCAAAUCGGAAUGGUUGCGCCAUGAGAAGAACAUUAUGGGAUCAAAAGUCUGUCGGCGACAAGUGUGCAUGAGUCCUACACAUCGUGAAGUGCCAAAAAUAAAUGGGCAUUCUGUCAACUUGCCACCCUCCAUCACCCCAAAAUCGCACCCGUCUCCACGGCUAGGCAGGCCCCUAAACCUCCGACCAUAUGGAACACCAAGUUUUAGUGGAGUGGCAAGCAGCUCUUGCACUAGUAUGUAUGAGAAGACAUUUCCCAUCAAUGUAGUGCACAGCCCAACACACAGCACCUCAUCUGGGCGCAUGCACAAUGCCAGGCCCCGCUGCACAGCACAGCAGUCUGUUUGUGAAGAGGAGAAGGAGGUCUACAGGCAGCUUCUGACCAUGGUCUCUGGUGGUCAGUCAUCUUUCCUUCACAACGGCAGCUCACACACCAUUGUGAGGUCACACAGAGAUUUUACCAGCUUCCUGACUACCAGCCGCAGACUGCUGCAGUUAUCUUCCCCUUCUAGGUCAGCAGUAGGAGGAACUUCAGAGGGACCCAGCAGUACCCCUAGCCCCACAGGGAUGUCCAGCCAGAGCUCCAGCAACCUCCCCAGCCCAGUGUGGAAUUCCAAUAGGCCAGGGAUCCAGACGUGGUCUCUGGACACAGACCCCAGCAGAGCAGCUACUCUCACAGCAGCUCCCUCCCCAUCUGCUCUUAUGGAUAACUCUUCUCAGGACACACAAUCAUCAGCUCAUGAUGGUGACUCUGUAAUUAUUAUAAAUGAGAAAAGGGGUAAAAAGCAAGAACGCUCAAGUGUGCCAUGUUUCCAAGCAGAGUUAUGGAUCAAAGAAUUGACUAGUAUGUAUGACUCUCGGGCGAGAGAAAGACGGAGACAGAUUGAAGAGCAGGAGGCCCUGGCUUCUCUGCUGCUGCGACAGCGCCUGUCUGAAGAGUCGCAACGCAGCCCAGAUGUGGAGGUCUAUGUUCGAGUCCCUUUGGAGAAGGAGGUUCCUUUGACUCUUGUGAUAGAAGAACUAAAGCCUUCAGUAGAGAAACCCGAAUUCCCCGAACUCACAGAGGAAAUGGAUGCUGAGGUGAACAGGGUGCUGAGAGGAGGUAACCAUGAAGUGUUAAGUGAAGGUUUUGGUCUCAGCCUCACACGCAAAGACCUGCAGACCCUCAGCAACCUUAACUGGCUCAAUGAUGAGGUGAUCAACUUUUACAUGAACCUGCUGGUGGAGCGCAGCAAGGACCCCAACCUGCCAUCGGCCAAUACGUUCAACACUUUCUUCUAUCCCAAGCUGCGCAGCAGUGGCUUCUCUGCUGUCCGCCGCUGGACCAAAAAGAUGGACAUCUUUUCUAAAGACAUCCUACUGGUUCCUGUCCACUUGGGGGUGCACUGGUGCCUCUCUGUGGUGGAUUUCCGCAAAAAGGCUAUAUUGUACUUUGAUUCCAUGGGAGGAAACAAUGAUGAAGCAUGCAGAAUGUUGUUUGAUUACCUGCAACAUGAAAGUAAGGACAAGAAGGGCAAAGCACUGGAUACAUCAGGCUGGACUCUGCACAGCAAAAAGCGCAAUGAAAUCCCACAGCAGAUGAAUGGUAGCGACUGUGGAAUGUUCACAUGCAAAUAUGCAGAUUACAUUACCAAAGACAAGCCAAUCACAUUCACACAGAACCACAUGCCCUACUUCAGAAGACGGAUGGUUUGGGAGAUUCUGAAGCAUAAACUGUUGUAAAUGUGUGUAGUCGGCUCACUAUGUUGGAAAUCCGCUGCGAUGGCUGAGCUCCGCUCAACAGAAGGAUCUACUCGUCGUCCUGUUUUGGGAAAGACUUGCACGCCAGAUCAGGAACCAGCUCAGCUCCUCUGCAUCCUCUACCGUCAAUCAAGCGCUCAGCUGAUCUCGGCUGAUGUGAUGUUGCUGGAGCACCAAGCACUGCCUCCCAGUCCUCGACUCCACUUUGGGGUUUUUGAGCACCCAUGGAGCUUCAGUUGAGCAGCUGACAAGCUGCGUGUUUUGAAUCGCCUCUCCGGAACAGCUUUUUAAUUCACACUUGUACUGACUUACAAACCAUACUCUGAUGCAGCGGUCCGUUUGAUGCAGACAUACCAAGUUUACAUGUUGUUUUUGUCUUACAGGGAGAUGAGCACCUUAUGCUGCUUAUUUUUAUAAUGACAGUAAUACUACUUUUUAGUGUUGCUGUCAAUGUUUGAUACUUUUGGUACAUUUAAAAGGAAAAUAAACUUUACCAUGAAGACUCGUUUGAAUGGCUUCUAGUCUUAAAAAUAUUUUACUUAGUAUUUGGGCACACUAUUUUUUUUAUUGUUUCCCCCUAUAAAACAUUUCACCUCAAACAACUAUUUUUGUAAUUUGUUUGAAUAAAAGGUCCAAAGCUUCUUCCAG